UCCAUCUAUCCGUUAACCCUACUCUCUCUCUUCUCUCUUUCUUUCUUUCUCUCUCUCUCUCCUCUCUUCCUCUCUCUCUCUUCUGCAACUCCUCCGGCAUUGCACAGAACGCAAAGCACACACCAAAUUUCCUUUCUUUUUUCUUCAAUUAAACAAAAAAUUCCAAAAUUUGAGAAAAAACUGAUUACCCACAUUCAUUCAUACCAAUGGGGAAGAUUUUCUGCGAUUCCACCACCGUCGCCGCCGAGCCCUUCCAAGGUUCGCCGGCGGCCACCGUUUCUUGGAUGGAUCCCAAAUCUCCGCCGCAGGUGGAGCCCAUUGGACCUGUAGAUCUCGUCGUUCAGGCCAAUUCCAUUUCCUCCGGCGGAUGGGAGGAUGUCGUCGGCCUGGAGGAGCAGCAGCGGCGCCACCUACAGAGGCUCUACAACAAGGGCGUUCUCUGGAAGCCUCCACCAGAGAAGGACGAGGAUGAGGACUCAUCGUCGUCGGAAUCUUCCUCCUCGUCCGCCGAUCUCAGAUCUGUUGUCUUCCGCCUCUCGCACGGCGGCGAGGUUUCAUCUGACGGGAACUGCCUCUUCACGGCGUCGAGGAAGGCCAUGGGUGGCGGCGAGGAGGAUAGGGUCGAUCCGCGGGAGCUACGGCGGCGGACGGUGGCGAGGUUCUUGGAGGAUUUUGGAUCUGCGGGUUUUGACGAGAGGGAAACGGUUGAUGAUGCGAUUCGGCACAUGUACUCGCCGGAUCUGAAGAAUGGGUGGGGGAUUCAUGUGGUUCAGGAGGUGAAGUUGUUGGCUAAGAAGGAGGAUCGGUUCGCUCUUGAUUCGGCGAUCGAGGAGCUCGUUCACCUCGGCAUGCAAAGAGAAAUGGCGGCAGAGUCUAUAUACAAGGAGAGAUGUAUUCCAGUGACUGAUGGUCCAAGUUGGGCCAAAUACAUGUUGAUCUCUGGUUCUCCUGAAGAUGAACAUGAUAUCAUCACUUUGCAAUAUACUGAGGAGGGUUUAUUAUCUGUAGAUGAGAAUAGAGAAGGCCGUGCUGCCGCUUUUGGUGAUGAUAUUGCAAUUGAGUGCCUUGCUACAGAGUUCCAGCGAGAGAUAUAUGUGGUGCAAGCUCAUGGUUCAGAUGCGAUGGUUGAUGAAGAAAAUUGUGUAUUUUUCCUUCCGCAUCGUCCGCGGAGCCAAAUUUCAGAAAUCCCCUUCUUCCUUUUCAUGAAAGGAACAGGUUGGUGCGGUGCUGGAGCUGACCACUAUGAGCCCUUGAUUGCUCAUCCCUCCCCCCUUGUUUCCCAAGAAAAGGUUGCUGUUGUUCUGUGAGGCUUUUGCAGCCUGCAAUUUUGUGGAGUAGAGAUUGAGUAGAAUUAGAAAUUCUUCACCCUAUUUAUGGCCACACAAAUGUUUGGUCUAUUAAUCUGCUUCUCCUGAAUACUGGUUUUGGUUCCAAGGAGAAUCUCAUUGUGUGGCUGUGGCAUUUAUUUUGUUACUGACAUUUAGAAUCAAUCAUCUUUGACUCUCCCUGACAUUGGACAAGCAGGUUUUCCUGCAGUUUGCGCGAGUCUAGAGAAUUGUAGUAGAGUUUCUCCGGGUUUCCGGCUUCUGUUUUGUUGUUUCGAUUACUGAGUUUAUCAGAGGCUUUAUGCUUUCUAGGUAAUCAAAUUGGAAGAGUUGUAUCUCAGUUGGACUUCGUCACAUUAAUGAAGCAGAUUCUUUUCAUUUUA
Messenger RNA from Lotus japonicus, 1708 nucleotides. RefSeq lists its product as uncharacterized. The record is from RefSeq and is a predicted model, not a curated record. The transcript is spliced from 4 exons. NCBI's taxonomy places the organism in Eukaryota, Viridiplantae, Streptophyta, Magnoliopsida, Fabales, Fabaceae. The coding region runs from base 207 to 1307 and encodes 366 amino acids.